AUGCCUAAUAGAUUUUGUCCUCUCUGCGAUGUCUUGAUUGACGUUUGGAUAAACCCCGAUGACGGCCUAGCCAAUCCUCAGUAUCCAGCCAAUUGGUUACAAGAAGUCCGAGCCGUACGGACUACCGACGGUCUCGAAUUUCCAUUUGUAACAGGUGUUGGCUGGCUAGAGUCGGAUGAAUGCAUCAUUGCUCCUGUCGGGUAUGAAUGCCACUAUCGUGAUCGUGAUCCGCAGCAACAACUGGAUGACUAUUUUACGGGGCACCAGAUCAGCUAUUUUCGACAAGGAACAGCAGGGUAUUGGUGUUACGCCGUCCACAAUGCUUGCUGGGAGCUUCUCAGAGAUCGUAUAGAUCCAGAUCGCCAGUUUUCCUCGGAUGUGUUGGCACAGCACCUGUUCGCCUUACUAUAUAACACCCCAGUGAAUGCUGGGAACGAGGCCCUCAUCCCUGGCCACGACUAUGGCCAUGCCUCCGAUUUCCAUUUGCGAACCGGGGAGUUAUACCAUGAUUAUUUUACACGUGUGAAAGAAUCCGAUUAUUUCUUCAUUACCGGCGACGUGGGUGAGAAGUUUGAACCGGACGAGGACAGUCUUGAGGACGAGUCGUUAUCCUUAUACGUUAACUCCGCUCAUCUGAGCAUAUAUCGCGGGAACUAUAAGGGAUCAGAUGGAUUAUGCUUACUCCCUAGGGAGCUCAUCAUGCUUGUCCUUGCCUAUUUGCCGAGUAGUGACGUUUGCAAGUUACGGCUCAUAUCAAGAUAUGUAGCAGAUCUCUCUUCCCCGGCAUUACUUGACCAAAAAUUCUGGUCUAGCCGAUUUGGCCCUGAGUUCGAGAUGGGGUUCGUCUUCGCUGGCCUCUCUAACCUGAGACCUGCAGAACCUACAGAUUGGCGUAUGCUGUAUCUCAAAGCCAAAUCCGCUAUAAGAUCUGAAAUGUUCUACGGCCUCAAAAAUCGACGUCGCAUAUGGCAUACAUUUCAAAAUAUAUCCGAUGCAUUAUACGCACGAUUGGAAAACGUAUGGCAGAUAGACAACACAUACAAUGGCCCCCCAUCGGAUACGACGAGAUCACUGCCCCAGGGCAUGGUAUUUGCAGAGGCAUCCUUCGAAUCCGAAAAUACUCGUCUUCCUCUUGCGAAAAUUCCAUUAAGCUUGAGCUGCCGACUCUUCGAGUGGCGGGAUUUUAUUUGGUCGCGGCCUCGAGAUAUCGUGUCCAAGACGUUGCGGGUUUCGACUAUCUACUCAAACGGUCAAACAUAUGUCAGCGGUUUCCGGCUUCGCACGACUGACAGCCUAGGCCGUGUUGAUGAAUUACCUAGGGUUGGAUUUGUCAAUUCGCGCAAAGAGUAUGACGUCUUUAUAGGACCCAACCAGUUUAUAGGACGAGUUGACGUCGCAAUGGCCACGAAGGGUCUAAGAGGUUUGCGCUUUUAUAUCCGAGGCCUGCAAGACUCGUGUACCGUCGCAAUAGGGGACAUGGAACUCACAGAUCCGGGGAGUGGGGUUGCUAAACUAAUUCCAGGAGAGGAGGAUACACGGUGCACUGGCUUCUACCUUGGAUUCGACGCAUGCAAAGUAAUAUCCAUUUCGCUCAUGGGACAGGAGGUACGAACUCUGUCUAAUCCUAUUAAGAAGUACGCGGACCCGGGAUCUCAUAAUACAGGGCCACUGGAGGUGUGGAAUCCGAACAUGCCCAUAACUCCUCCAACGUGGUGUUUCCCCGAGUCCUCGUCUACGCAGCACUUCAACCUAUGCCUCAACAUGGACUUCGGUGGCCCCGGUGGACAACUACUACAGUCGCUAGUUAGAAUUGAUGCCUUAAUGGGAGGUUAUCCUUCAGUAUUUCUAGGAAUAUGUUUUAUUUACGGUGACGGAAGCGAGCGCCUUUAUGGCCGCAAAUCAUUCAGAAACAGCCUCGAUGACAUGGCCAGCACGCCGUCAAUUCGGCAGUGUUUCCUCGUCGAUGGAUCUCGAGGAGAACUGAUGACUGAAAUCAUCAUUUCUCGAUGUCCCGAGGCGGAUACUAUCCAAGCAAUCACGAUUUCGACCAACUUCGAUAGGAUGCAGCAAUUUCGCCUAUAUGGGAAAGAUUCUUUUGGUCCCUCCAAAGAUAGGGAGGCAGUUCAAGUCCUACGACCUACACCAGGGAUGCACUUCACAACUUUCCAUGUGAAGAUCCAGUCGCCUCUCGGACACUUCAGAAACUUUUCCGCUCAUUCCCAGGUUAUAAACACAAAAUUACGUGAGCCUGUAUUUGAGCCGUCAGGUGUUCCCCAUCACCUUCCUUUCACCGUCGAUAUCCAGAAAUCAGCCGAAGACAUAUUGGCUUAUCCUCGUGGUCUUGCUUUCACCGCUGCCGACAUUUCAAAUCUUAGCAAAGUUCGUGUUUCGGUAAAUGACGAAAGCCAUAGCAACAUACAAGGCCAUAUCUCGGGUCUCUGGCUUGAAUAUCACGACUCUAACGCACCAGUAAUAUUAGGGCAAUGGAUGAAAGAGCUCGGUAGCUUGGAUCUGCCAAUAGGGGAUAGGAUAACAGAGGUGGUAACUUGGCACGAUUACACGAACCGACAUAGGCGAGUGAAGUAUGGACCUAUCAAGAGACUUAGAUUGGGAACUGUCCUUGGUAAUACCAUGGAAUUCCUAGACUCUCACAGAGGUGGAAAGAUAUGUCUGCAGUACCGGGAAAACCCGUUCGAAAAACUGUGGGAUCAUGUACGGGUCUUCUAUUCACCAACAACAAACGACGGCAAGACACGGUCGCUUGUAUAUUCGAACGAUUAUUCCUGUCCCCCGUGGGCGGUUACGCAAAAGGUAUUCAUGCAGGAGGCUCGGGAAGACAGUCGACCAAAUCUCGUCACGACUAUCGAAAUAAGCUUCAAGGAAAUAGCUAGAGAAAUAUCUGGUCUGACCUUCAUUUACGAAGAUGGGAGGCGCAUAGCCCUUGGUGUUCGGGGGACAGAUGGAACUUCGGUGACCCUCUCUUCUGGCGAGAAACUAGUACAGAUGGAAUUCUUAACGACAUCUGGCCGAAGAAUGGAUUUCUCGAAACAGGAUCCCGAUCUCGUCAAGAACCGCACUGUCCAGCGGACGAUCUAUACACUCAACCCACCCUCCCCUCGCCAAUCAAGCGUGUUCAGUGUUAGUCCUUGUCCAAUUCCCAAGGGUGCAGGUUCUUUUGCCGGCUUCUGGGCCUUACCAAGGCAAGUUGGGAGUCUCCGGUAUGGUAGAUUUGGGCCGAUAUUCGAGAAGAUAGGUGAUGAAGGUUUGGAAUAG
Messenger RNA from Annulohypoxylon maeteangense, 3273 nucleotides. RefSeq lists its product as uncharacterized. The coding region runs from base 1 to 3273 and encodes 1090 amino acids. Gene Ontology annotation, molecular function: protein binding. The transcript has 8 exons. The record is from RefSeq and is a predicted model, not a curated record. Lineage: Eukaryota; Fungi; Ascomycota; Sordariomycetes; Xylariales; Hypoxylaceae.